This is a messenger RNA of Nematocida ausubeli, 486 nucleotides long. RefSeq lists its product as uncharacterized. The record is from RefSeq and is a predicted model, not a curated record. The transcript has a single exon. Bases 1 to 486 code for a protein of 161 amino acids. Lineage: Eukaryota; Fungi; Microsporidia.
AUGGGGAUUUCAUUCAGUAAAAAGUCCGUGAGACAGGCUAUCCUGGAACUGGAGCAGCAAAUUGAGGAGCAAGAGAAGGAAAUUAGAGCCAUCAGAAGGACCAAAGAGUCAGCAGGUGACUUAUUCUUCAAGUCUCUUUCUGCGAUACUCAUUGGGGCCAUUUCUAUCCUGUGGGUGUGCAAAGAAAGUAUCUCAUAUAUUUAUACACUCAAGAUCAUGGGGGCAUUUUUUUUGCUUGGUACAAUAGUGGCACUGCUUUUCUAUAUUUUCCAACGAGUCUACGCAUACCGCCUAAAGAAAAAGACAGUUAAGCUAGAACACUUAAAAGAAAGACAAAAGAGAAAUAUUGAGAACUUGAAAAAAGAGACAAAGUAUGAUGAAACCCACGGUAUUAUAAAAAGGUACACAAAGCAUACUCUCCCAGAGGAAGAUGAGACUGUAAAACCUGAUGAAACAGUUGUGGAUAGACUUGCUAGAUUAAUAUAA